Messenger RNA from Schizophyllum commune H4-8, 810 nucleotides. RefSeq names its product ATG16-domain-containing protein. NCBI's taxonomy places the organism in Eukaryota, Fungi, Basidiomycota, Agaricomycetes, Agaricales, Schizophyllaceae. Gene Ontology annotation, cellular component: autophagosome membrane. Gene Ontology annotation, biological process: autophagosome assembly. Bases 1 to 810 code for a protein of 269 amino acids. The transcript is spliced from 6 exons. The record is from RefSeq and is a predicted model, not a curated record.
AUGGGGGAACCGGCUUGGCAGGAAACACUACGCCUGCGGCUGGCUGAGCGCAAUGUUCGCGAAUCAUCCUACGCGCCGAUAAUCGAGCAAUAUCGAAGAUUAGCACAGCAGACGAAGCUCCUGAAGGAGCGGAACGCGUCUCUGCUACGUGCUGUCAACUCGGUCAAGCAGAAUCCGAGCAGCUCAACAGUCUACGUCCCUGGCACCAGCGAUGGAAACCCAGUACAAGCUGCCUAUGUUGCCUCUCUCGAAUCCCAGAUCUCCUCCCUUCGUGAUGAGCUAGCAACCGUCUACAAGACUCAGGGCCAGAAUGCCCAGCGCUUGCUCGCGAUGAAUGAGACCCUGCGCGAGAAGGAGGAGUUAUCACGCAUCGAUAGCGAGCACCUACGCAAGACGCGAGACGAGAUCGCCGUCCUACGGCGGAAGGUGGAUCAGCACAACGAGCUCAUGGCGGAGAAGGAUAGGACAGUGCAGAUCCUCCACGACGAGAUUAGCACCCUCCAGCUCGAGCUUGGCCAGAUCGAGGAGCGCAACCAGAUCCUCACGAAGGACAAUGCCAAGCUUCUCCAACGCUGGCUCGACGCGAAGCAGGCCGAGGCGAACAAGCUCAACGAGGCGAACGAGUUCUACGAGGACAUGAAGUCGCGCCGCGCCAACAUCCACGCAUGGCAGAACGGGGCGGAAAGCGGCAGUCAGGCAUCCUCGGUUUCGGGAAAAGAGGACGCCCCCGAUGCGCCGGGCCUGGGACAGACGACGGGUGGGAACGCAUCGGGGACGACGAGCGAGCCGGAUCAGACGCCGAAUGGUUAA